UUGUCAAUGGAAUCCCAACGCUCUCUUGCUUCUCUUCCUCUGCUAGUUUUCUCAUUCACCGCCGUUUGCCUACGCCGCGCUUACUCUGACUACAGCGGUUGGGACAGCGCCCACGCCACUUUCUACGGUGGCGCUGAUGCUUCUGGCACCAUGGGAGGUGCUUGUGGCUAUGGUAACUUGUAUAGCACAGGUUACAAUACAAAUACAGCUGCGCUAAGUACUGCUCUUUUCAACAACGGGCUGAGUUGUGGGGCUUGCUACGAGCUAGCCUGCUGCGAUGACCCUCAAUCGUGUUUGCCUGGCACGAUCACAGUCACCGCCACUAAUUUCUGCCCGCCCAACCCGUCGCUGCCCAAUGACGACGGUGGGUGGUGCAAUUCUCCUCGGCAACAUUUCGAUCUGGCUCAGCCUGCUUACUUGCAAAUUGCUAGAUACAGUGCCGGAAUCGUCCCCAUUUCUUUUCGAAGGGUGCCUUGUAACAAGAAGGGAGGAAUAAGGUUCACAAUCAAUGGGCACGCAUUCUUUAAUCUUGUCCUGGUCACGAACGUGGGCGGAGCCGGAGACAUACAAUCCCUCUCAAUUAAAGGAUCAAGGACGGGAUGGCAAGCCAUGUCGAGGAAUUGGGGCCAGAACUGGCAAAGCAACUCCGACCUAAACGGCCAAGCCCUAUCUUUCCAAGUCACGACUAGUGACGGAAGGACCAUUAUCAGCAACAACGUUGCAGCGGCUGAUUGGCAGUUUGGACAAACAUUUGAAGGAGCACAGUUUUAGUUACAUAACUUGAACGUGUAGCAAGUCUUUGAUAGUAUUUUUUUUGUUUGCCUUUUAAAAUUUAACACUAUUAGGCCACACAAAAGGAAGAAAAUGGCAUAAAGAGAUAUUUGGGAAUGGCUGUAUUGCUGUGGUGGUUGGUUUGCACCCGCUUAGGCCGAUAUGUAAUAUUGGAUGACAGUAAAACCACUCAACUGAGGUUACCUCCUCAAUCAGAUUUUUAAUA
This is a messenger RNA of Salvia splendens (bonfire salvia), 997 nucleotides long. RefSeq names its product expansin-A2. Bases 7 to 771 code for a protein of 254 amino acids. Lineage: Eukaryota; Viridiplantae; Streptophyta; Magnoliopsida; Lamiales; Lamiaceae. Gene Ontology annotation, cellular component: extracellular region. Gene Ontology annotation, biological process: plant-type cell wall organization. The transcript has 3 exons. The record is from RefSeq and is a predicted model, not a curated record.